CACAGGUAUGUGAUUUUUUGUUGUAAACACACAACAACAAGAUAAAUCAGGUUUUUAACUUGAAAUGUCAGCUGUAAGAUUUGCAUAUGCAUGGAAGUGAGUGCCAAGUUUAUCAAACAGUGAUGUAUUUAUAGUAGCAGUUCUAAUUCCAAAAUUUUAUUGUGUUAUCAUUUCAAACGUGUUGAAGCCAUAUUAAUUUAUGUGUUUUGCCAAUUUUCUAAGCAUUGUUCUGAACAUCGUCAUUUAUGAAACUUGAAAUGACUAUUACGCAAAGGAAAUUACUUGUCAAACAAACAUCAGUUAUCUUUUGUGGUUGACGCUUAAAACGUCAGAACAAUUUUGUAAGCUGACACUUGUCUGUUGUUAUUUUAGAGAUGCUUGAACUACAAUUUGAAAUAAAAAUCUUUGCAUACAAAUGGGUUUAAUGAAUUCUAUAAUUUGUGAAAUUGUUGCCUAGUCUUUGUUGUCAUACUUGUUUAAUUUGAAUAAAUAAAUAAAUAAAUAAAUAAAUAAAUAAAAUAAAAUUUGUAGUUUUACUUUCAGAUGUCCUGAUUUUUUGACAUCAUAGACACUGUUUUUUUAAAAAAGAAGUGCUUUUAAACACACCCUGUGGUUUCUACAUGAUGUUACACAUCAAACAUACAUUUUCAUUGACUUUAAUUUUCAUGUAAAAACCAUGUUUGAAAGCAAAACUCAGCUACAGUUUAAAAUGUAAACAUUAUUAAAAGGCAAGUGUGAUUAGGUACUUAGAUAAUGAUUGAAUCGAAAGUCUGAGCUUGUGAGAUUAUUAAAGUUCAUUAGGGGUUAUGCCACAGGAACAGAAACACAAACAGAUGUCAUACUGCAGCUAUAAAGUUUUUCUAGUAAAAAAAGAAAUGCAAUGGAAAUGAUAUUUAAAUAAAAAUUUGAAUAAUUUAUUUAAGAAGGGUUAGAAUUCACAGUAACAAAAAAAAGUUGCAAUUUAAAUUUUAACUCUUUUUUAAAUCUUUAACUCAAGCUUGAGACAGUUAUGAAUAAAGGAGAUUUACUCCUAACAAUUGUAUGUUGGUAUUUCUGUGCGACCAUAUGUAAAGUGUCAGCAAUAGCUCCAUCUGCUGUUAUCAAUUUAACAGCCAGCAAUGUGCUGUCAAAAUCAAUGGAUUUAUCCUGGCAAGCUUCCAAUUCAACCAGGGGUAACAUUACUGAAUUUCAAGUCAAGUAUUCCUAUCAAAUGGGUGAUGUGGUUAAUGUAACUAUAAAGAAGAUAACAGACACAUCUACACGUAGUUACUCUCUAGAUGGAUUGUUGCCAAAUAUUCAAUAUAAAAUCGAAGUUUCUGAAAAAACCGAUGAGUAUGGUCCACCAGCCAGUAUAACUGUUUUAACAAAAGUGGGAGUACCACAAGCUGCUCCUACUAUCCUUAGCAUCACAAAUGUCACAUCAACCUCCGUAAAUGUGACUUGGAAGCCUAUUCCGAAGUAUUUGCAGGGUAGUAAUUCGAUAAGUUACAUAUUAAUGUAUGGAAUUGAUGCACCCAGUAAUAAGACAAGCGUGAUGGGCAAUGAAAGUAGUGUGGCUUUGAUGAAUCUGAAACCAAAUUCUUCUUAUACUUUGUUCAUAUUUGGUCUAACUUCGUAUGGUAACGAUGGGCCUCAUGCUUCAAAAACCUUCCUAACAGCUCAAAAUGGUCCAUCUCAACCUUACAAUGUGACUAAGCAAGAUGCAGAAGCUGAUUCAGUUACCAUAUCGUGGUCAAAACCUCUCAACACAUUUGGAGUGAUCAAGUUUUACUUGAUUUACUUGUACAAGGAUGAUACAUUUGUGCGCAAGUAUAAAGUAAAUGUAGAAGAAGAGAAAAAAUUGGAAUUUAAAAUAACAAAUUUAGAACCAAAAACUACUUAUGAAGUCAAGAUUGUUGCUAACAAUAACAUGGAUGGUGAAGCGAGUGAGGUAUUAACAAUUGUAACUGAAGAAGAAAAAGGCUCUAAAAGCAACCAUACAAACAUCAUUAUCGGCGUUGUCAUUGUUGCUAUCAUUGUCAUCAUUGCGGUUGUGGCUAUUGUUAUCAUUUAUCGCCGUAGAGAUAGCGGAAAGCAUUUAAUUGGUAAUGCUAAUAAGAAGGGAACAGAAGAAAACGUUUCUUUAAAAACAGCUGAUGAUAAUGGUGCACAAUCGUAUGGUGCUGGAAAUGAGAUUUCAAUUAAACUUACAAACGUUUUGCUCUUUCAACUAUUGUUAGCAUACAGUGGUCACAAAACAAAGUUACGUUGCAUAGAAAAAUUAACUAAAACAAAGAUGAUAAAAAGAAGUUUUUUUGAGUGGGUGAUUACACUACCUUGCAUUUUUUUAAUCAUUGGUUUUUGUCAUGCCAACACACCACAAUUGAUAACGGGACUUUCUUCUCAGACAUUAUUUAUCAAUGAAACAUUGUUGCUGAAUUGUUCUUUUACACAAUCACUUGAUAUAGCAUGGUACAGGAAUGGUAACGACAUUACGAAUGAUGCCCGCGUAACAACCACACUAAAUAUUGGUGUAAACAAUAUUACAAGUUAUAUUUUAGAAAUUAAAAAUAUAAAAUUGAGUCAGCAAGGAAACUACAGUUGUCUAGCCACCAAUCUUAAAGGCAGUGAUAAAAACUAUGCAUUUAUAAGUGUUUACGACAAACCAGGAAAUUUAACUCUUACCGCGCCACUAAUCACUUCGAGAUCCUUACGACUUAAUUGGUAUCGUACGGAAAAACUAGUAUUUACAAGAGCAACACGUUUUGUUCACAUUUUGACGCACAGAGAAAAUAGUUUUUUUAACUUGACAAAUGUUGUAGCUAAAAAUGGAACUAGCGGUUAUUUUGUAUUUCAUAACUUGACACCUUAUACUACAUACAAGUUUAAGGUUUGGGAAAGCAUUGAUGGUCGCAAUGGAAGUGUUGAGAAUGUUUUUUUAGCAACAACAAAAGCAGAAGCUCCAUCUGCACCAAGAAACGUGAGGGUAACCACAUCUAAUUCUACUGCUAUUAAUAUUGUGUGGGACGAACCAGAAUUUCCAAAUGGAGAUAUAACAAAAUAUCGUGUUAAGUAUGCAUUUUAUACCACCAAUAUGACUUACCGAACAGAGAGAAAUCUCCAUUCUUCUGAAAGAAAAGCUCAACUUAGUGGUUUGUACCCAGCAUUGGAAUACACCAUCAUGGUUUCAGCAUACACAGUUAAUUUUGGUUCACCUGGUAACCUCACAGUGACAACACAAGAAGGAAUUCCACAAGUAGCACCUGGCGAUCUUCAGAUAAAAAAUAUUGAUUCAAAUACUGUGAAUGUUACUUGGAGUCCAAUACCUGAGUAUCUACGAGGAGGUACAUUGAGAGGAUAUCACAUCUAUUAUAUUGAUAUAAAAUCUAAAACAGAUGGAGAAAAGCCGGAGAAAUUGUUCAUAGAUGUUUCAAAUACCUCUCACCUGAUUGAUGGACUUUUACCAUUUAUGGAAUAUUAUGUCAGUAUUGUAGCUUUCACUGAUUCUGGUGAAGGUGUUCCUGCUGAAAAAACAUUUAGAACAUUAGAAGGAUUACCAUCUAUGCCACGUAAUUUGUUAGGUGGCCCUAUUUAUUUUCCUCGUGGUGAAAAACAGUCGAUACGUUUGUCAUGGCAGUCACCAGUUGUAACAAACGGAAAAAUAACACAGUAUCAAGUUGCUUACUCGAAAAUAUUAGUUUGCUUGAGAAACAGAUGCAAAAGAGAAAUGGAAAUGUAUAAAUGGUUUUUCGAUACAGAGAAUUAUACCAGGAGUGAUGGAGAACGUUUGCAUACUAUUUCCAGAGCUCUGGAUCCUUUUAGCAAGUUUUCAGUUAAAAUACGCGAGGCAACAAAUGCUGGAUGGGGAAAUUAUUCAGAUGUCAUAGAAGUCAAGACUGACGAAGGAAAACCAACCAAGCCUUGGAAUGUAUCUGCUUUUGACGUUUCUGACACAUCACUUACGUUAAAAUGGUUUGCUCCAGCCUUUCCUAAUGGUGUCAUCAAACGAUACAUAGCAACAAUUUUCAAAGGAUCUAAUCUACUGAACCACUAUUCAGUAUUUGUAACUACUAAGAAGAGAAUUCUGCAAUUGCAGAUAAACAAUCAUUUGGAAGCUGAAACGACCUACCGUAUUUAUGUAAAAGCAGUAAACAAAUUUGAUGGUGAAAGAAGUGAACCGUUAGACGUCACCACCUCAGCUACUCCGACAAAAUUCCCAUGGUUGUUUGUUUUGGUUGGUUGCUUAGUAACAGUGUUGUUGCUUGCCUUGAUUAUCACAAUACUCUUAUUAUUGUCAAGACGUCGACAGCAAUACAAAGAAGUUGAAACAGCAGAAGAUAUUUCAAUGUCGAAUUAUACACGAUCAAAACCUAUAGCUGUGGCCGAUUUAAAGCAAUACAGUGCACAACAGCAUGCCAAUAGUGACCAUGGCUUCAAUCAAGAGUAUGAAUCAAUUCGCAUACCUGUCAGCACAUUCACUUAUGAGCACAGUCAGAUGCCAUAUAACCAAGUUAAAAAUCGUUAUAGCAACAUAGUAGCGUAUGAUCACUCCAGAGUGAUAUUAUCACCAAUUGAAAACGACCCUAGUUCUACCUACAUAAAUGCAAGCUACAUCGAUGGUUUUGAAACACCGAAAAAAUAUAUUGCAACUCAAGGUCCACUGCCAGAAACAGUUCUUGAUUUUUGGCGCAUGAUAUGGGAACAGCAAUGUCCAAUGAUUGUAAUGUUAGCCAAGCUUGUUGAAGAUAGCAGAGUAAAAUGUGAGCAAUAUUGGCCAGAAGGUAAAGGUCUUCAAUAUGGCGACAUUGUUGUCACAGUGCAGUCUGUUAGUGAACUUACUGAUUACACAGUCAGAGUUUUUAAACUACACAAGGUCAACCAACCGAAAUCAGAAGAACGUGAAGUUCGACAGUUUCAUUUCACGAGUUGGCCUGAUCAUGGAGUUCCGUCCCAUCCAUCAUCUGUUCUCUCCUUUGUACGUCAUGUGAUGAGUUUUAUGGGAAAAUCAGAACAAAAAGGACCUUAUGUUGUACAUUGCUCUGCUGGUGUUGGGCGUACGGGAACAUUUAUUGCUAUUGAAGGAUGCUUAAGACAAAUGGAGGUUAGGAACGAAGUUGAUGUGUACGGUAUCGUGUUUGGUAUGCGAAUGCAGAGAAAUUACAUGGUACAAGUGGAGCCACAAUACACAUUUAUAUACGAUGCACUUUUGGACAACGUUGUGUGUGGUAACACGGAGGUCGAGCCAGCAGCUCUAAUUUCUAAAAUACAAUUUCUGAACUCUAAAGAUCCGAAAACAGGUGAAACGAAUUUGGCUGCUGAAUUCAAGCGAUUAGAAAGUGGUGUGUCAUUGAACGAUAAAAAUCAAUCCAUUGAUGCCGGUCAUCCAGACAAUAAACAAAAAAACAGAUUUCUAAAUAUUCUUCCCUAUGACAAAAAUCGAGUAAAGCUUUUACCAAUUGCCGGUAGCCGACAAUCAGAUUAUAUUAAUGCAAGCAUCAUUGAUGGUUUCCAACAGAAGAACGCUUUUAUUGCGACGCAGGCUCCGAUUGAGAAUACGGUCAAUGAUUUUUGGCGGAUGAUUUUAGAACAGAAUGUGCAUAUUAUUGUAAUGCUGACCAAGCUUGAGGAAAGAGGCCAGGAAAAAUGUUAUUUAUAUUGGCCACAAGCUGAUACAGUGUCGUAUGGUUCUGUUCAUGUUGAAGUUGUGAAUAUUCAAAAUGCUGACGACAACCUGAUCGUGCACGAAUUACGAUUAACAAACAGGGAGACUGGACGUUCCUGGGCUAUAACUCAUUUCAUGUACAUGGGUUGGCCAGAAUAUGGCUCCCCGUCUAGUGGUACCGAGCUCAUCCAGUUAAUAGGUUCAGUGCAAUCUGCUCAUCGGUCUAUAAAAAACACUGGUCCUAUCUUAGUGCACUGCAGUGGUGGUGUCGGUAGAACAGGGGUUUUCAUGUCUGUCUUUAAUUCAAUUGAGAAACUGAAAGCGAAAGAUGUUGUUGAUAUUUUCCAAACAACGCGUGCAUUACGUCUUCAACGGUGUGCUAUGGUGCAGACCAUGGAUCAAUAUUUAUUUUGUUAUCAAGCAUUAAAAGACUACCUGGAUUCAUUUGAUCUGUACACGAAACCUUUUGUGAAUGAUCCUCAAUGCUAGUAAACUCUACCAUUUUGUCACGUGCUAGCAGUGGUGACGUCACUGGUCGAAAAAAUACCAGUUUUUUAAAAAAAACUCAUUGUAAAAAAUCGAAAGCAUACAUAUCUCCACGAGCCAAAAUUACAUGGUUUAAACCAAGAUUACAUGGUUUGGACCAACAUUGCAUAUCUCCACAAGCCAACAUUACAUGGUUUGAGCCAGCAUAAUAUGGUUUUCGUAUUCGUUCACACAACCUAUGGAAUUUCAUUUUUGAUAUAUUGAGGUGGUUUCUACGAAGUAUUUUUUCCAAUUUUGAAGAAAUAGUAUACGUGGAAAGCAUUGUGAGCGUGUAGAAACCAUUCUUAGCGUAGAAACAAGACGUAACGAUAUUUUUUUGAAACUUGUUAUUUUUGUAUAAUAUUUAACUUUUUUAUUGUUUUAUUUUUUCAUGGGAAUUUUCUUCGCUGUAGAUAAAUAAAUAAAUAAAUACAAUUAAUGAUAUAAACCUUUCAGUGACGAGUUGGAUUUAAAAACCUGAAUAUCAUUAUUUUUUUAUCAACGUAAUUCCGCCAUUUUUAAAUCGUGUUUUGUUACAUCUUACGCCCAACACAGAAUAUUAUAUCAAUCUCAGUUUCAAGGGUUUCAUUUCAUUUUUAAAUAGAAUUUCCUAAUUUUUACAACAAUGAACGACUAAACCUAACCAUAGGUGAAUGGAUAGUGGAAGCCUGGGAACGAGUUUAACAAUCAGAGGUUGGGAACGAAACAUAUAUAGAAAAUUAUUUUAUACAAAGAUAUUUAACUUUUUUCUGGCUUAAAAAGAUUGUAUAAAAAUUUGUUUUGUAAACUUUCGAAAGAAGUCUCUUAAAUAUAAAUUUUAUUUAA
Molecule: messenger RNA, 6991 nt
Organism: Hydractinia symbiolongicarpus
Lineage: Eukaryota; Metazoa; Cnidaria; Hydrozoa; Anthoathecata; Hydractiniidae
Product: receptor-type tyrosine-protein phosphatase delta-like
Exons: 31
Coding region: 1010-6130 (1706 amino acids)
Biological process (GO): protein dephosphorylation
Molecular function (GO): protein tyrosine phosphatase activity; protein binding
Source: RefSeq, a predicted model, not a curated record